ACUGCUCUCUGCAAUGAGCUGGUACAUCAUCUACACAGAUGGGGCUUGUCGGCGAGGAAAAGACGCUGAUCCGCGAUACUCUGAGCUACAAUCGGAGGCAGCAAUUGGUAUCUUCACGGAGGAUCACGAUGUUCUCGAACGACUGCCAGACACUAUGCGUCCUCACUCUGCUAUCAAGGCUGAGUUCUAUGCAAUCUUCCGCGCUCUCGAAGACGCCCCACCUCUGCGCCCUCUCCUGCUGCGCACCGAUUCAAUGCAAUGCGUCGACUCUCUGAACAAGUGGUACCACCACUGGAGACUCAGCGGCGGCUUCAAGACGGAUGGAAGAAGAGUGGCCGAUUGGGGGCUGAUUCAGUCGAUCAUGCAAGAGAUCCUUCAACGCCGAGCCCGCUCUCAGGUGGUGAGGGUCGAACACGUAUUGGGGCAUUCGGGUGAGAAGGGAAACGAGAGAGCAGACCUGCUGGCUAAGCUGGCGCUGCAGCAACCUAUCAUCGACGAUGUCAUUGGCUGGACCUAUACGUACCCAGUCGCAAACAAAGGGACAUUGCAAACCAUGAGCAACAAGUACGUUGUAUACACCGACGGAGCUUGCCGCGACAAUGGCUCUCGCACCCGUCGCCCCGAAGGCGCCAUCGGUAUCACCUCUGAGCUCGGCGACGUCUCUGAGCGCCUGCCUGAGAGCAUGAGGCCCCACAUCAACAACAAGGCUGAGCUUUGGGCCAUCUACAAAGCCCUCCGCGCUGCACCCUACCACAGGCCCAUCGAGCUGUGGACCGACUCUUCGGACUGCGUUAACACCUUCACCGACUGGUUCUGGGGAUGGGAGGACAAUGGAGGACGCAAGGCGAACGGUCAGCCCGUCGCCAAUUGGAAUCUGAUCUGCGACAUAAUGAAAGUCAUUCGCUCUCGCCGCAACCAGACCAUCAAUUUCGGUCAUGUCCCUGGUCACGCUAACGUGGCCGGUAAUGAGCGUGCUGAUCGUCUUGCCCGCCAGGCUCUACCCUCCGAGACGACGCACAUCGAGUACGCGGGCUACGCUGCCGCCUACUACUAG
Jaminaea rosea is the source of this 1054-nucleotide messenger RNA. Its product is annotated as ribonuclease H-like protein. The record is from RefSeq and is a predicted model, not a curated record. Gene Ontology annotation, biological process: DNA replication, removal of RNA primer. Lineage: Eukaryota; Fungi; Basidiomycota; Exobasidiomycetes; Microstromatales. The transcript has 6 exons. The coding region runs from base 14 to 1054 and encodes 346 amino acids. Gene Ontology annotation, molecular function: nucleic acid binding; RNA-DNA hybrid ribonuclease activity.